Molecule: messenger RNA, 4141 nt
Organism: Drosophila takahashii
Lineage: Eukaryota; Metazoa; Arthropoda; Insecta; Diptera; Drosophilidae
Source: RefSeq, a predicted model, not a curated record
ACGGUCACACUCAGCUAGCUGGCGAUUCUGAUCUGACGAUUUUUGUUAUUGGCGGAGAGAAAAUUACGGUGGUUUAUAAAUUCUCAGUUAAGCCGAUUUCUCAGCCCCCCCGCAUACAAAUACGUAUAUUCCCCGACCGAUUUGCGAUCGAAUCGCAUCGAAUCAUAUCGAAAACACCGAAAGUCGAGCGGCCGUGCGUAUUUUUUUUCUGUUCUUGCCCCUCGUGCAACAUCAGUGAACUAGCGGCCCACCAAAAGAGAGAAAAGUGAAAUUGCCUUUUGCGGCAAAUGGGAAAAAAGUAAAAGAAUACAAAUACAAAUAGCGAUUGUUCGAAAAUUGUUGUUUACAAUAAGUAUAUAAGCCAAACGGGCGUCGCUGUGUGCGUGUGUGCGUGCGUGUAGUUGUUGCGCCAAAAAUUCCAAUCGGAAUUCUGGAACAGCUGGCCACAACAACAAAACGCGGCCAAGAAGAAAGAAGAACAAUUUAGCUGCUGAAAAAUGGGCGAUUUCGAUCUGAAUGUGGACAGUUUGAUACAGCGGCUGCUGGAGAACUUCAAAAAACAAAAAGAGGCCGAAGAGCACGCCCAGAAGCUGCUAAUCGCUCAACAAUUGGCCGCCGCCGGCGGAGCGGCAGCCGCCGUGGCCACCGCUUCAGCCGCCGCCGCCGCUGCCGCCGUUACCGCCUCAUCGCCCACAGCCAGCAGCAGCAGCAGCAGUUACUCGGCGGUGGCGGCCACCUUUGGUCCUGGGGCAGGUGGAGGUGGAGGUCCGUCCACCAGCCACGAUCCGCUGGACGAGCUCACCGAACAGCAGCGUCGUCUGCUGCAGCAAUACUCGAUAUCGCCGCCCAGCGAGACAAUGAUAUCGGCCGACGGCGACCAGAUCACCGUCCAUCAUCCUCGCGAGGAGCCCAAGAAAUCCAGAUUGAAAUUGCGCGACUUUUUCGUCGCCGAGUUUGUGCGCAGCUGCCGAACGGGCAAACAGGUGCAGAUGACCGAGGCGGAGGUGCGCGGUCUGUGCCUCAAGUCGCGGGAGAUCUUCCUGCAGCAGCCCAUCCUGCUGGAGCUGGAGGCGCCGCUGAUCAUCUGCGGCGACAUCCACGGCCAGUACACAGACCUGUUGCGGCUAUUCGAGUACGGCGGCUUCCCGCCGGCCGCCAACUACUUGUUCCUCGGCGACUACGUCGAUCGGGGCAAGCAGUCGCUGGAGACCAUCUGCCUGCUGCUGGCCUACAAGAUCAAAUAUCCGGAGAACUUCUUUUUGUUGCGCGGCAACCAUGAGUGCGCCAGUAUUAAUAGGAUCUAUGGCUUCUACGACGAGUGCAAACGCCGAUACAAUGUCAAACUGUGGAAGACCUUCACCGAUUGCUUCAACUGUCUACCAGUGGCCGCGAUCAUUGACGAGAAGAUCUUCUGCUGCCACGGCGGCCUCAGUCCCGAUUUGCAGGGCAUGGAGCAGAUCCGUCGCCUGAUGCGGCCCACAGAUGUCCCGGACACCGGGCUGCUCUGCGACCUCCUGUGGAGCGAUCCCGACAAGGACGUUCAGGGCUGGGGCGAGAACGAUCGCGGUGUGAGCUUCACGUUCGGCGUGGAUGUGGUCUCCAAGUUCUUAAACCGGCACGAGCUUGACUUGAUCUGUCGUGCGCAUCAGGUUGUGGAGGACGGUUACGAGUUCUUUGCGCGUCGCCAACUGGUCACACUGUUCUCGGCGCCCAACUACUGCGGGGAGUUCGACAAUGCCGGCGGCAUGAUGACCGUGGACGACACGCUCAUGUGCUCAUUCCAGAUCCUGAAACCAUCUGAGAAGAAGGCCAAGUAUCUGUACAGCGGAAUGAACUCGUCGCGACCCACAACACCGCAGCGCAGCGCCCCAAUGCUUGCGACCAACAAGAAGAAAUAAUAUAUCCAUCCGCUUCCAUUUCCUUAAAGGUUCAACAAACAACAACAGAAAUAAACUUUUACAUAGAUACACACAUAUAUAUACAUAUAAAUAUAAAAGGAUAGAGGACGAGGACGAAAGAGUAGAGAGUAGAGAAAGAGCAAAUGAUAAAUGAUAAAUUAAAUAUGUGAGCUAGCGAGCAGCAGAAUCCAAGUGAAUGAAGCUAAACAUCUAUGUGUAUCCGUCAUCCGUAUCCUUUAGCACACAUAUAUUGCAUGCUUUAUUGGGUGUGGAAUCUGUGUCUAAACUUGAUUACCUUAUCACAGGCCCUAGUUAAGUUGAUUCCUGCAUUUCGAAGAUGACAACAACCCCGUAAAACAACAGCAGCCCCAUAAAACUCCCGAAACAUGCAGAUAAAUAAAUAAAUUAAAAAGUACAGCGAUGUUAAGCAAUGAAUUUAUAUAUAGGCUUAUUAAUGUAAACUAUAUACGAUAUACUUAUAUAUUCAUAACUACAAACCAGAGAGAGAGAGAAGGGGAAAGCAAAGUAUCUGUCCACUGUGCGGAUCCCUGGGGCCUGGCACAGUGGGACAAAAACAGCACCGGCUAGCUAACACUUUACUUUUCCCUUUGGCCGUGCGCCGAGCUUACAAAAUUCGCUGCAAUUGUUCGAUUUUUGGUUCUCUUCCUAUCAACUAAGUGCGCAUUACAAAUUUGUCUAACAAAAACUUAAGGAAAAUCAAAAAAAUAAGAAAGCAAAUGUUAAAUUUAAAGAAGGGAAACGAAACGAAAGAAAACAAAACAUAACGAAAGCAACCUAUGUAUUAAGCUUAAAACAGUUCAACUCUGUGUGUGUAUUUUAUUUAUUAUUUAUCUAUAAAUAUAAAUAUAUGUUCUUUUUGUCAUUGUUUAAUUAAUUUAUUGCUUACACUGUAUUUAUAAAACGAAAAACAAUUAAUCCCUAAUAACUAUUUUUUUCUUCAUUGUACUUGGUUUAAGUGGCAAAAUACUGUUAACCUGUUAAUGGGCAUUUAAAAAUUGGGGCUUGUUUUUCAAUGCCUAGAUCCUUACCUAGAAAAACUGCAACCUAACUUUAACUUGCCUCACACACAAAUGAAAAAUGAAAAUGAAAAAUAACGAAUAAAAAUGUUUAAAUUUAUCGAAUUUUGAAAGCAUUACUUCGAGUACUUGAAACACCAAUUUUUGUGCAUAUUUAAUUUAUAAAUAAGAAAGAAUGUAGAAUGGUCGACUUAGUGAAUGCGAGAGUAUAUGAAGAUAUACAAGUAUAUAGAGAAGGAACGAAAGAGAAAACUAAUUUUUUCAUCGUCGUAACUUAUUAGAUUAUAGUGCCUUUUUUGCCUCCCAAAAGAAAAUCCACAAACGAUAAUGAAAGUGUAAACUAACAAAUGGUUUGUAUAUACAGAUCAUAUACAUACAUAUGAAUAUACGGCUAACGAAAGCUAAUUAGAAUGACGAGAAUUGCGUUUAUUUUGUAAAAAUCAAAAGAAAAUACACAGCUGAUGUAUUAGACAACUAUUAUUCUCACUCAUUAUGAACACUAAUUUUAAAGAAAUAUACUCUUUUUUACCAAUACCACAGAAAAAUUAUGAAAGGACCGUGACAGAAGCUAGAAAAUUAGAAAAGAAUUUAAAUUAGCUUAUUUUUCCAAAAUGUAAGUACAUUUCAAUGAUAGGUUUCAACUGAUUUGAUCUGUCUGAUAGAUAAACCUCCCCUACUCAAAUGCAAUUAUAAGCUUUAGAAGGACUUUUCGUUGUUCCCAUAACCGAAUUAACUUUUUUUUUCAUAAUUUUGUGGUUUUAAAUUAUAUGCAUCUCUAAAGGACGAAAGGCAGGCAAACAAGUCAAUUAAUUGCAUUACAAAUAAACCAAACAAGAAACGAACGAUACUGUGGAACGAUUUAGCAUUUUAGUCUUGAGCUGUUGUUUUCUUACUCUACUAUUUGUUGUUAUUUCCGAUUAUUAGCUAAAACACAUCUCCCAAUUAUCAGCAUCAGUUUCGUGAGUGUGUGUGUGAGCUGCAUUCGCAUACAAGUUUUCAUACAAAAUACACACACAUGCAAAUUUAUAUAUAUGUAUGUAUAUAUAUAAAUAAAUAAACAAAUAAAAAUAACAAAAUAUACGAAGUACUACAAUGAGGAAACCAUGCGAAAAAUAUAGAGAGAGAAAAGCAAUACGAAAACACAAAACGUAUAACAGAUAAAUAUAUUUAUUAUUAAAAAUCAAAUAAAAAUUAAUUAAAACUUUA